UGUCACUGUGAUAUCUGUGUUAAAUCUUUCUCUGAGGAAUGUGCUAUAUAUACUCAUAAAUAUUUUCUUAUAGGAGAGAAGACCUAUCACUGUGAUAUGUAUAGUAAAUCAUUCUGUGUGGAACAAUAUUUAACUAAUCACAAACCCAUUCAUACAGGAGAGAAACCAUAUCAAUGUGAUAUCUGUGGAAAUUCAUUCUCUGAUAAAUGUCACCUUUCUUCUCACAAAUACAUUCACAGAGGUGAGAAACAAUAUCACUGUGAUAUUUGUGGUAAAUCAUUCUCCCAUAAGCACAUCCUUACUUCUCACAUAUCCAUUCAUAAAGGAGUGAAACCUUAUAACUGUGAUAUUUGUGGUAAAUCAUUCUCUCAAAGGACUGGCCUUUCUUAUCACAAAUCUGUUCAUACUGGAGAGAAACCAAAUCAGUGUGAUAUCUGUGGUAAAUCAUUCUCUCAGAAAAGUAGCCUUACCACUCACAAAUACAUUCAUACAGGAGAGAAACCUCAUCAAUGUGAUGUCUGUGGAAUGUCAUUCUCUCAAAAAAGUAGCCUUGAUUCUCAUAAAUACAUUCAUACAGAUCAGUUUGGAGAAAUGUGUAACUUUCAUCAUACAUUGAUCAAGUGUGAAUUCUAUGCUGUAUCAUCAAUUGUAUAG
Molecule: messenger RNA, 654 nt
Organism: Octopus sinensis (East Asian common octopus)
Lineage: Eukaryota; Metazoa; Mollusca; Cephalopoda; Octopoda; Octopodidae
Product: zinc finger protein 723-like
Exons: 3
Coding region: 97-654 (185 amino acids)
Biological process (GO): regulation of transcription by RNA polymerase II
Molecular function (GO): RNA polymerase II cis-regulatory region sequence-specific DNA binding; DNA-binding transcription factor activity
Source: RefSeq, a predicted model, not a curated record